AUGGCUCCAUGUCUUUGUCGAUGUCGGUGUAAGUUGCUGCUGUGUAUAUGCUCGCCGUGUAUACUGCUGACUUGCCUUUUUAUUUAUGUGGUGCUGGCAGUGUGUUUCUCAAUGGCACCAUCCAUUUCUCCCAUCGGAGCCAGUCGUCCACUCCCACUCUACUUUGCCGCUACUGGUGCCAGCAAAGCUGGUUUUCUGGCCUCUUACCCUUUAAAUGACUUCUGGAAAAACUACCUAGACAACAGAGCGAUGUGGAACUGGUUGCAGCAUAUUAUGGAUCGCCUCCACAAUCCCAUCCUACAUUCCAACACAGCAGGGCGGAACAAUGUUUUGUCGUUGGGUGAUUUGUUUCCUGUUUUAGGGAAGCUGAAAUGUAAACAGGAUCACAGCAUGACCAAAUUUAUGUCAGAUUUCCAAGCUAUGCCUCGUCAGAUACAGGACUUUGUUUCAUCCAUGCACUGCAGGGACUAUCCACUUCUCAUAGACCAGCCAAGGGUCUGUGCCAGAAGGCCAGACUUGCGUGAAGCGGCCCCAAUGUUGCUACUGGCCAUAAAGACCCAGGUGCAUGACUUCCAGAACCGGCAGGCGAUACGAAAAACCUGGGGGCGAUCUGGAUAUGUGAAGGGACUAGUGGGGAAAGGAGGGAUUGUUCGCAGGGUCUUUCUGUUGGGGAACAGAGAACAAGAUGAGCAUCUCUAUAUAGACGGGCUUCUGGAGAUGGAGAGUCAGAGGUAUGGUGACAUUAUCCAAUGGGAUUUCCAAGAUACUUUCUUUAACCUUACACUCAAGGAUGUCCUGUUCUGGCAGUGGUUCUCCAUGCGGUGUCCACAUGCCCGAUUUGUAUUCAAGGGUGAUGAUGAUGUUUUUGUGAGGACGCCAGCUCUGCUUGACUUCCUUCAGUCAGAGGAGGUGAAGGCCAAAGUUUCCAAUUCAUCCGGAUCGGCGGUAAAACUAGAGGACUUUAUCAUUGGUGACGUAAUCAUUUCUGCUGUCCCGGUACGCAAAAACUCAACGAAGUAUUACAUUCCACAAACAUUUUAUGAGGGCUUAUACCCACCAUACGCAGGCGGGGGAGGGGUGGUUUAUUCUGGAUCUCUUGCUCUGCGGCUUCUCCAGGUGUCAAAGAGAGUACACUUGUUUCCAAUUGAUGAUGUCUAUUUAGGGAUGUGUCUCCAUAGGCUUGGGGUCUCACCAAUUCAUCACCCAGCCUUCCUUACCUUUGAUUUCCCUAAGAAGGAGAAAAAGGGUCCCUGUGCUAACCACACCAUCCUGCUUGUCCACAAACGGAGCCCUGCUGAGAUGUACGAUCUGUGGAACGAGAUGAAGUCACCAAGCCUGGAAUGCAGAAAUGCGACUUUGAGAGUACAGGGGACAGGGAAGGAAAAAUCCACCCAGGUUACAGCUGAAAGACUUCCUCAUGCAGACUCAAUUCUUUGA
Molecule: messenger RNA, 1437 nt
Organism: Chanos chanos (milkfish)
Lineage: Eukaryota; Metazoa; Chordata; Actinopteri; Gonorynchiformes; Chanidae
Product: N-acetyllactosaminide beta-1,3-N-acetylglucosaminyltransferase 2
Exons: 1
Coding region: 1-1437 (478 amino acids)
Biological process (GO): poly-N-acetyllactosamine biosynthetic process; protein O-linked glycosylation
Cellular component (GO): Golgi membrane
Molecular function (GO): hexosyltransferase activity; UDP-glycosyltransferase activity
Source: RefSeq, a predicted model, not a curated record